Molecule: messenger RNA, 1368 nt
Organism: Acanthochromis polyacanthus (spiny chromis)
Lineage: Eukaryota; Metazoa; Chordata; Actinopteri; Pomacentridae
Gene: gstk1
Product: glutathione S-transferase kappa 1
Exons: 8
Coding region: 334-1008 (224 amino acids)
Biological process (GO): glutathione metabolic process
Cellular component (GO): mitochondrion; peroxisome
Molecular function (GO): glutathione transferase activity; glutathione peroxidase activity
Source: RefSeq, a predicted model, not a curated record
AAACAGAGCCGAAGAAGAAGAAGAAGGUCAAUAAAGACGAGGGACCUUAACUGAUUGCUAACGGUUAACUUGUCCAGGGGAGGGCGGUGAUGUUUUGGUGUGUUUGUCUGAUUAAAUUCAGCCUCCUGGCGGUCAUACAGCGCCACUGAGCGUCCGUGUAGCUGAAGCUAACCGCGGCUAACUUAAAGCAAACUGUCCCGUUUUGUUUUCUGCUCGCAUUCCCCUGCAGAGGAGCACCUGAGCUUCGGCAAGGUGAACUUUGACACAGUGAAGCGGUGACCUGACAGCGCAUUAGUUAUCUCUGCAAAUCAUUGUAAACUGCAAAGCUGCAAGAUGAGCUCCAGGAAAGUGGUCGAGCUGUUCUACGACGUGGUUUCUCCCUAUUCGUGGCUGAGCUUCGAGGUGAUGUGUCGCUACAGGAAUGUGUGGAACAUUGAUCUGAAGCUGCGUCCUGCGUUUCUCAGUGGCGUCAUGGCGGGAUCAGGAAACAAGCCUCCUGGCUUCGUUUUCAACAAAAUGCAGUACAUGAAGGACGACAUAAGGCGCCUGGCAGAAUACUUCAACGUCCCGCUACAGCAGCCAUCCGACCCGGCAGAGGUCAUGUUUAAUAAAGGUUCGUUGACUGCGAUGCGAUUCGUCGCUGCCGUUCACGAGAAAGGUGGAGACAAAAAGACGGAGAAAGUUUCCCGCGAGCUGUGGAGACGAGUCUGGAGCGAAGACAAAGACAUCACUGAGCCGGCGUCUCUGUCAGAGGCGGCGGUGAAAGCAGGACUGACUGACGUAGAGAUUAAAGAAGCGCUGGCGAUGUGCACUACCAAGGAGAUCAAGGAGAAGCUCAAGUCCUGCACAGAGGAAGCUCUGAAGCAUGGGGCGUUCGGUUUCCCCAUGAUGAUUUGUCACGUGGAUGGAAAGCCGGAGAUGUUCUUCGGAUCGGACCGGUUUGAGCUCAUGGCCCACUGUAUCGGAGAGAAGUGGUUCGGGCCAAACCCAGACAAAGCUAAACUGUGAGAUGAAGCGUCGAUCUGCUCACAGAUUCUCACCUUUGAUUGUCUAGAACAAAAAAAAAAAAACAACCAUCAGCUCUUCUCUGCCGUGCCUUCAGAAACAAAACAUUUCCUGUUGAAGUUAACGAAUCGGCUUCAGGUAGUUCAGCAGAUGAACUCUUUCUGCUUUUGUUCUAAAUGCAGUUUAAGGGGAAAUCUGAACUGCUGGUUAACUUUUGCUGCAACUAAUGACUGUUUUCUGUAAAAAUCGAUUAUUUGGUCGAUAAAAUAUCAGAAUGUUGGAAAAUGUUUGUUGUCAACCAGAAAAUAUUCACAUUUAAGAAGCUGUAAUUGUUAAAAACUUAAUUAAAAAUGUUUGACUGUC